Guillardia theta CCMP2712 is the source of this 1677-nucleotide messenger RNA. RefSeq lists its product as hypothetical. The transcript is spliced from 3 exons. NCBI's taxonomy places the organism in Eukaryota, Cryptophyceae, Pyrenomonadales, Geminigeraceae. The record is from RefSeq and is a predicted model, not a curated record. Gene Ontology annotation, molecular function: microtubule binding. The annotation marks the transcript as partial.
GCUCCCACUGCUUCCUUGCAGCUCGAGUUCAUCUAUGGAUGCAACCAGGCGAAACAGCAAGGGAACCUGAACAUCAACGUUGUUGGGGAACUGAUCUAUGCCAUUUCGUCGGUUGUAGUUGUCCUCAACAAGGAGACACGCACACAGAGGUUCUUUCGGAAACAUUCGAAGAAAAUAACUUGCUUCAAUAUUGACCACCAAUUGGUCAGAGUUGUUUCAUGCAGCGUCGGACAGAAAAAUCAGAUCUUUGUAUGGGACUCUCAGAACAUGAUGCAACUCGGAUCGCUAGAAGUGACUGGAGAAAAGGUUUCAUCCGUCGAGAAGUAUUACUUUGUUUCUACGCAGUUUUCUCCUCGCGACGACAUGGUCGUUGCCAUUGAUUGCAGCUGGGACAUCUUCGUGUGGAAGUGGGAGGAAGGAGCUCUGGUUGCCAAAGCAAGCAGCGGGAAAAGUGUGAUCUUUGAGCUGAAGUUCAACCCCUUCAUCAGCAAGAAUGAUCCUCCCAUGUUUGCGACAGUCGGUGGCUCUUGUGUGAGGUUCUGGACGGUUGCAGAAAAGGAGUUGACCAGCAGGUAUGGAGUUGUCGGAGAUGUUGGGACCCUCCAGACGGCAUGCAGCGUCGCGUUCUUGGAUCGGGCUCAUGCGGUCAGCGGCAUGCAAGAUGGAAGCAUCUACCUGUGGAAAACUUCAGCUGUUAUUCACAACUUGACGGGAGCACACUCAAAGCCAAUCAUGCAGUUGGUAUGCCGAGAGGAUUUGAUUUACAGUGGCAGUAGAGAUGGAAAGCCUUCUAAUGUGGACCAGCCUUUGUAUUUCCCUUGCCUUACUUGCAUGCUGAAACAUGCGAAUCCUUCUGAUGGAAAACAACCUCUCGGUCGGCUAACAUGCAACUUGCAGGUCAGCUUGCACAAAGGAGGGUCGGUGAUGGCGGACUGUGAAUGCGUCAUCUCCGCACAUGUUAACACGCCUAUUGCCGUCUGUAUCCAUCCUUCAAGACCAAUAUUCGCAACAAGUGGAUCAGAUGGGACUUUGAGGUUGUGGGACCUCGAGACCAAGAGGAUCAUCAAUCGACAUGUCGUGUGCAGGAUUGGUGGUGCCCCAGCUGACAUUCAGCAUACUGCUAGCUGUCUUGACAUCUCCCCUGGUGAAAAUGAACAUCUCUGUGCAGGCCUAACCAAUGGAAUUCUCAAGAUCUUUGGGUUUUCAGCUUCCGGUCUACAAGAGCUUUUUACUUUGAGAGAGCUCGGAUCGUCUGACGUACGAGUUGUAAAAUACAGCAGUGAUGGCUUGAAAUUGGCAGUUGCGAACAGCGAGAAUCUGAUUGAAAUAUACUCUAAGCAAGAUUUUUCAAAUUACGUCUUCAGCACAAGAAAGCAGUUGGUUGUCUCGGGGCAUGUAACGAACAUUGAUUGGAGCAGAUGUUCGAGCUUUCUUCAGAUUUCUACUUCCAAUUUCGAACUGGUUUUCCUUGAAGUUGAUCAAUGUAAAGUCGUUGGAAGCAAGACUUCUGUCAGAAAUUCUGACUGGGAUACACAGCAUUGCCCGAUAGGCUGGCCCAUGGUAGGAUUGUACUCCAGAGAGAUUCAAGACCACCACAUCACAUCUGUUGACAGAAGCUUCGAUGAUCUAAUUCUUGCUGGUUGCAACACGAAUAAGAUCAUCAUGUCAUCUUAUCCC